UUUUUUUAUUUUUAUCUGUGAUUGGCUAUGCUCUGGCUCAAAGAAAAAAGGGUCCAGGGUGUGCCAUGGGGACCUGGGAGGACGGUCUCUCUGUUGCUCCCAGCCCCGACUCGGCCGUCCCGUCCCCGCUGCCGGCCCCGGCGGCUGUCCAUGCGCGCCCGGAGGAGGGUGGCUCGUCGGAGCGCGAAGAGGUGGGGACGCGGGCCCGGGUCUUGGGAGCUGAUGAGAACAGCAUGGGUGAUGGCUGCUCCCAGAAGGUGGUGACGGCCAGCCUGCUCCGAUUCCUGUUGCUUGUCCUGAUUCCGUGCCUCUGUGCUCUUGUCGUCCUCCUGGUGAUCCUGCUGUCCUUCGUUGGGACAUUAAAGAAGACCUAUUUCAAGUCAAACGGGAGUGAACCUGUGGUCAUGGACGGUGAGGUCCUGCUCACAGACACGGCCUACGGGGAGGGCACCUUGGCGUCCCCUGCACGCCCCAGCCCGCCCGUGCCAGCCUGGGCCACCGACGCCUCCCGCCCUGGGGACCAGAGUGGCGGGAAAGCGGGUGCCUGCGUGAACAUCACCCACAGCCAGUGUCAGAUGUUGUCCUACCACACCACGCCAGCACCGCUCGUCUCGAUUGUCAGAAACAUGGAGUUGGAGAAGUUCCUCAAGUUCUUCACGUACCUCCACCGCCUCGGUUGCUAUCAACACAUCAUGCUGUUUGGCUGUAGCCUUGCUUUCCCGGAGUGCAUCGUCGUUGGCGAUGACAGGCGCGGGCUGCUGCCCUGCAGGUCUUUCUGCGAGGCGGCGCGGGAAGGCUGUGAGUCCGUGCUGGGCGUGGUGAACUACACCUGGCCUGGUUUCCUCAAAUGCUCCCAGUUUAGGAACCAAAGCGAAAACAGCAACGUCAGCAGGGCUUGCUUCUCUCCACGGCAGGAAAAUGGGAAGCAAAUCAUGAAGUGAAACCAGAGUUUAGGUGUGUGAAGGCCCAAGGAGAAAUGCAAUAUUGGAAGAUCGUCGUUGUUUGUGCUAAGCACUGAAUACUCUAGGAGUCUCUGUGUAAAGAAAACAGAUGUUGGAGCCAAGUUGGCACGGCGCAAUGAACCUCAUGCUGAUCAUAUAUCACCGCGUUCCUCUUCUGGGCUUCCAAGUGUCGAAGUGCCUUUUAAACAACCAAUUUACUACUAGGGAGCGACAUAAACAUUAGGGCAAAUAGAGUGCUGCAUUCAGUUCAACUGAGUGUGUCAAAUGACAGUUUGAAUAGCUCCCUUAAAAUGUUGGAGAGCCUUCCACUUCCCUUUCUCUUCACCGAGGAUCCCUCAUGCAUAGUUUAGGCUCUUCUAGAAGAGUCUUGAACAAUAUUCCUUGGCUAACCCAUUCCAAUCGGUCAUGCCGCGUUUUCCCUGAAAAUAAGACAGGGUCUUAUAUUUAUUUU
Messenger RNA from Microcebus murinus (gray mouse lemur), 1413 nucleotides. The record is from RefSeq and is a predicted model, not a curated record. NCBI's taxonomy places the organism in Eukaryota, Metazoa, Chordata, Mammalia, Primates, Cheirogaleidae.